AUGGAUUUCACUGAGGAGCACGGCGAGGCAUUGUUGCGGGGCCCUGCUCCCCAAUGCGCGGAAGAUAUCGAGGUUCAUCAGAUACCGAACUGCAAAGUCGAUGCGUCGAUUUUUCUGACCGGACCCGUAAACUGUGCGGUGGACUGUGUCGGCGCGGAACGGUAUAACACGUUAUCCCAGCGAAAUCUUCAGGCCUCUGAAGUAUUCUACGAUGAGUCAGUGGAUGUACUGGACCCGGCCAGCAGCACGGCAUUCCUUUCCAGCAGUCGGGCUUCACCAUGCUUUCUCUCUUCAGAAAUCGCACUAGCGGUUCCGAGUAUGCUGAAAGCCUCAAUCGAGGACCCUUCUUUUGCGACAGACGAAAGUUCAACACUCGUAGCUUCUUUCAACACAUCUGACGACUCGCUCACCGAGCAUCUCUACAGCUAUGGAGACGACGUCGAAAACACCUAUCUUACUUGGCAGACCCACAAUCAGACAGGAAACUCCACGCCGCCCUUUUUCCAUGCAACUCCCUAUAAUUUCUUUACUUCAUUACCAUAUCCCGAUUGUGGAGAGCUCUCAAUGCCAGAGUCUGAGGGUAAUGCGUUUGUACAUCCGGAAGAUCUCAAGGAGACUAUAUCGACGCAACUUCAUCCAGGCGGCGACAAAGGUUCCAGUGUAACUCCUCGUCGAAUUCCUCCUCCCCCCGACUCUGGGUAUGGCUCGAAGUGCCAUCCCGAUAUAUUCUCCAGUUGCCAUGAAAGAAGUAUAACCAGAGAUCUUUCUACACCUCUUAUGAACGAUUCUGAGGCAAGAACUUCGUACUCGGUCGCCAGCGCCGUUAAACGAAGCCCCGCACAACAAUACAUCAUCGAAUUAGCUAGUGGAAUACAUCAUGAACUGGUCCGGCAUUCUAGUAUCAAGGCUUGGCAAUCCCUGCCUCCGAUAUUACCAGAAGUCAUCAAGUCGUUUGCGAUUCAAAUCGGACUCAAUUCUUCGUCCCAGACCAAUAGGAGUAUCAUGUACUUCAUACAUAAACGUGGCCGGCAAAUCGGAACUCAGCUUAUGUCAAAUUUUGAGGAUGAGGCUGAUAUUGACGAGCCUCCCCGUGAGGAUACCUCAGACCAUAUGGCUGGCAUGUCUGUUGAGGAUAAGCUUAGACUCUGGAAUAGUAAGAUGGACGUGAGUUGUCCAUCACCCCCUCAGCAAGAUCGAUUUGAGGGUAUCGAGGACGCAGAAGAGGACACCCUAGGGCCGGCUGCAAUGUCUGAUUUUCGUAGCAUCGUGCUCAGCGGAAGUGCGUUUCACUGGCUUAUUGCGCGUCUGAGGAAUGAGAUGAGCUUGCAAUGGGACCAGGACAACUUCAGAAUCGACACCCGCAGGGAAAUCCGAAAGGCUAUACUUGAGUGUCUUCCAACGGGUAGAAUCAGCAAAAAGAAUCCUCCAAAAACUCAUACCGUCAAAUUUCGACUUCUCGAAUGGCCUUUCGUCGCUGCGUCGUCAUGGCAGUGUGUUGAUCUUGAGCAGGGAGUUUUCGUUAGGCGGCCGACCUUUGAGUCUCUCAUUGUUGUGUAUUGUAAAGAUGGAAGCCAGGCAAUUCCUCUCAAGAACUAUUUGGAGCAAGUAUGGCCAUCAAGCUGGGUCAGUUUGCUCAAUUUGUUAUUACCAGUCAUGCACUACUUUGAGGAUCAUAGUCCAAACAAGCCUUGCAUCGUUGAGUUGGUGCAUAGCUCUAGUGCGAGUCUGAGAGCGACCUUUGAAGGCGAACACUUGGUUGUAACGGUUCAGGGAUCCUCCUACUUAAUUGCUGAAUUCGGCGAGCAACUGGCAUGGCUCUCUGCUGCUGUUUCCCGGCACUACGAUGGAUCCAUUGCUUACCGUACUCCGGUUGUCUUUCGGCAAGAUGUUCAGGAGACGAUGUUGUCCGAGGACGUAGUGGGCUUUGACAUCACGGUGAGGGAGGAGGUGAAAGACUCGUUGACCUUGGAAGAAGUUCGCUGGACAAAGAUCCUAGACAGACGCUUUGUUGUCAUGGCAGGGUUUCCCAUCUUGAGUCGUCCGGUCAGCCUUGCCGGAAUCGAGGUUCCUUGGGGGGUCCUUCAAGAUUACAUUGGAGAGUACAAUCUCACAAUAGGAAAGGGACGUGUGCUCCUUGAAGGAACAUACAAGACUAUCGCUUUGGUCAGUGGCCAGGAGGAUGUGUAUCUUUGGCAGAACAUUUCAAAUGGCAGGAAGCCUUGCUGUCUCUCUACGGAAGGCUUGGACAUAAGGGAACCUUGGGCCUACCUACUCGCACUGCAACAAGGUCGCCACAUCUUAGACCCCAAUGAUGCACCCAUAGAUCCAGACCUCUGUCUCCACCAAAUGGACGUCGCUUCAACUCCGGACUCCAGCGAUAGGGCGCAGCAAACACUGCGAAUUGAAAACCGAUCGGGAACCUUGCGACGUGCAUCAAAUACACCAACAAUGGGAAAUAAUGACUUACGUUCCUUCAUUGACCUCACAGCAGAUGAAGGUACCCCAACUGAGCCCAGCUCUCAGGUUGAUAUCACCGAUAUUGCCAAUAAAUCAGAAACGUCAAUCGAAUCCGAUUUCCUCUCGAUGUCGGAGCUAUCGGUUGAGAUUACUAUCCCACGGUUGUCAGAAAACGACCCUAUAUUUGACGUCGUUAAAGAAGUUGCUCUUUCAUUGCUCGCUCUACACUCUUUUCAGACUCGUGGAAAAACUACCGGGGGUGGUGAUGGUUUCAGUUCAGUAACACUCGCAACAACGCAAGGACAAGCUCCACUUUCAACCGGCGGGCAACCCCUUGCCAAGGGGAAACGAAAAGCUGGAGAAGGAAUCGAAUCAGAACAAGAUAGGAAAAGGACUUGUGUUGGAAAGAAGCAGGAACUCACGCUAGCUUGUCCAUUCUGGAAGUUGGAUACCCUCAAGCAUCACAACUGUGCUAAACGAAAGCUCACUAGGGUUCGUGACGUCAAACAGCAUUUGAACAGGAACCAUACACCUAAGCACUAUUGUCAGCGCUGCUUAAGGCUCUUCGAAAACGACAUCGCCCUUCGCCAGCACGUUUCUGAUGAGACAGGCUGGUCUUGCACCCUUGCGACACCAGACUCAUUGAACGGAAUAUCACACGAACAGAGCAGGAAGCUUCAUAAAAAGUCCACCUCUUCACAAUCAGACGAGCGUCAGUGGUUUGCAAUCUGGGAGAUACUAUUUCCCGGAAAGGCAAGGCCUCGCUCUGCGUAUAUGGAUCCAGAGAUUUCCGAAGACCUUCAAGCAUUCCAAGAGCAUCUAGAUGCUCGCGCUGGGCCUGUCCUGCAUGAAGCAUUGGAGUCAGCAGGGUUGCUUCAGGGCAUUACUACCGAAGAAGAAACAAUACUCGUUCAAAGAGUGAUCAGCCAAGCACUGUUUGGAAUGCAGAGGGAGUGGCUGUCGAGCCGGACUCUGAUCUCGCAAGCCCCGAAUUCAGCAUCAUCUUUUGCUCAGACACCUCGGAGCAACAUUCAUGCGGGAACUCCGGCUGCUUCUUUAGCAGAUAGCGGUAUUGCCCUGGGACAACAUACUUCAUUCAACGUUCAACCGACCGGAUCAUACGGACCGCUACCAUUGAUUGAGGAAACUUCUACAUAUCAACCUAGCUCGGUUGUGAGCAUGCCAGAAGCCCUAACAGGCCCAUUGCUGCAUGAUUUCACCGAGCCUAUCCCUUCAAUCCUAAGCAACCUUACUACGGGACCCUUUUACUGGGGUCAGACGGAUGGAUCGUAUGAGGAGGGGCUGCCUUUGAAUAAUUUCGCUACCACAACUCAUGCCAACAUGAACUUUGCACCGCUGCUUCAUGUUGGCAUGCCGUGCUUCAACGUCGGAGGUACGGAGACUCAGACCGAAGUUACUGGGAUUCCAAGGAACCAGGAAGAGCCUCGAGUAUCACAAUCACCUACGUCGUCAUCGUCCUGA
This is a messenger RNA of Colletotrichum paranaense, 3939 nucleotides long. RefSeq lists its product as uncharacterized. Bases 1 to 3939 code for a protein of 1312 amino acids. The transcript is spliced from 4 exons. Lineage: Eukaryota; Fungi; Ascomycota; Sordariomycetes; Glomerellales; Glomerellaceae. The record is from RefSeq and is a predicted model, not a curated record.